AUGCAGAGGCGGGGCAAACCUGGGCACCAUGCACAGGGCUGUGCAACUUGCACGGGGGUGGGCGUGCAACGCUUUCAGUGUUUGCCCUGGGGCUUUGCACGCCCGUUGCUGCGAACUGCCCUGCAGCGGUGCCGGGAGGACAGGGAGGGAUGGGGUCCUGCCCCCCACGGCUCCCCGGGGAUGCAGGAAGCUCACCAGCAGGGGGCGCCCCUUGUGUCUCCGCAGGAGGACGAAGUCCCGCCCCAAGCCGGGCCAGGGAUAACCUCGACCCUGGUGCUGUCGGUCUUCACGGCCGUGCUGGGGUCCCUGCAGUGCGGGUACAACAUCGGUGUGAUCAAUGCCCCCCAAAAGAUCAUCGAGCAGAACUAUAACGCCACCUGGCUGGCGCGGCACAACGCGUCCAUCGACCUCGCCACGCUCACCACCCUCUGGUCCCUGUCGGUCGCCAUCUUCUCCAUCGGGGGCAUGAUCUCCUCCUUCCUGGUGGGGGUCGUCUCCGAGUGGCUGGGCAGGAAGCGGGCCAUGAUUAUCAAUAAUGUCCUGGCCUUUCUGGGCGGGGCCCUCAUGGGGCUGGCCAAGCUGGGCUGCUCCUACGAGAUGAUGAUCCUCGGCCGGUUCCUAAUUGGUGCCUACUCAGGGCUGGUUUCUGGCUUGGUCCCCAUGUACGUGGGUGAAAUUUCCCCCACCCACCUGCGGGGGGCGCUGGGGACCCUGCACCAGCUGGCCCUCGUCAUCGGGAUCCUCAUUGCCCAGGUGUUCGGGCUGGACUCCCUCCUCGGCACCCCCGAGCUCUGGCCCCUGCUCCUGGGUCUGACCGUGGCCCCCUCGGCCCUGCAGCUGGUCAUGUUCCCCUUCUGCCCCGAGAGCCCCCGGUACCUCUACAUCAUCCGCAACAAGGAGUCCAAGGCCAAAGAGAGUUUGAAGCGGCUGACGGGGCGCAGCGAUGUGAGCGAGGCCCUGACAGAGAUGAAGGAGGAGAAGCGGCGCAUGGACAUGGAGCGCAAGGUCUCCAUCGCCCAGCUCUUCCGCUGCCGGAUCUAUCGCCAGCCGCUGCUCAUCGCUGUGGUGCUCCAGCUGUCCCAGCAGCUCUCCGGCAUCAAUGCGAUAUUCUAUUACUCCACCAGUAUCUUUGAGUCAGCCGGGCUGGAGCAGCCGGUGUUCGCCACGAUCGGCGCUGGGGCCAUCAACGCCGCUUUCACCAUUGUCUCGCUGUUCCUGGUGGAGCGGGCAGGCCGCCGGACGCUGCACCUGGUGGGGCUGGGAGGCAUGAUGGUUUGUGCCGUGGUGAUGACGGUGGCGUUGGUGUAUCUGGAUCGGGUGCCGGCCAUGAGCUACAUCAGCAUGGUGGCCAUCUUCGGCUUCGUGGCUUUCUUCGAGAUCGGGCCGGGGCCCAUCCCGUGGUUCAUCGUGGCCGAGCUGUUCAGCCAGGGGCCCCGCCCGGCGGCCAUGGCAGUGGCCGGGAGCUGCAAUUGGACCUGCAACUUUAUCGUCGGCAUGGCCUUCCAGUCCAUGGCGGACGCCUGCGGGCCGUACGUCUUCCUCAUCUUCGCGGCCCUCCUCCUUGGUUUCUUCCUCUUCACCUACUUCAAAGUCCCUGAGACGCGGGGCCGGACCUUUGAUCAGAUUGCGGCCGCGUUCCGACGCACCCCGUCUCUGUUAGACCACGAAAUCAAACCCUCCACCGAGCUGGACUGUCUGGGGCCAGAGGACAACGUCUGA
Emys orbicularis (European pond turtle) is the source of this 1719-nucleotide messenger RNA. RefSeq names its product solute carrier family 2, facilitated glucose transporter member 4-like. Lineage: Eukaryota; Metazoa; Chordata; Testudines; Emydidae. Gene Ontology annotation, biological process: D-glucose transmembrane transport; cellular response to insulin stimulus. Gene Ontology annotation, cellular component: membrane; perinuclear region of cytoplasm; endomembrane system. The record is from RefSeq and is a predicted model, not a curated record.